GGCGAACACGACAACAAAGGUAGGAGGAGGAGGAGGAGGAGGAGUCCACGAGACGAACAGAGUAAUGGGAGGAGAGAAACUUCUUUCUUUGAUUGGGUCGAUUUGACUUUGAUUCGUCUUUUCUUUAUGGGAUAAAAGAGCUUCGCUGGCUGAUCACAGCAAGCGCUGGAAUAAAGAGGAAGAAGAAAGAAGAAUUGUCAGGAACAUUCCUGUGGGAAAUCACCACUGAAAGAGAGAUCAUUGGGGGGUUCACUUUUGAGCACAUACCCACAAGGAGAAAGAGAAGGAACAGAGAGAUUUUGGGAGAUAGGCUUGUGUUGUGGGGGUGCUGCAGUCACUUUCCUCUGCUUCUUUUUCCCUGCUUUUUGGAAGGAGAAUAUACAUACAUUAAGCUGAGCUGGGUCUUCAUGGAUACUUUGAGGAGAAGAACCUUGCUCAAGGUCAUAGUUCUUGGUGACAGCGGCGUGGGAAAGACCUCCUUGAUGAACCAAUACGUGUACAAAAAGUUCAGCCAACAGUACAAGGCUACGAUCGGAGCCGAUUUUGUCACUAAGGAACUGCAGAUUGAUGACAAACUGGUCACUCUACAAGUGUGGGACACGGCAGGGCAGGAACGGUUUCACAGCCUCGGAGCGGCAUUUUACAGAGGUGCAGAUUGCUGUGUCCUUGUAUAUGAUGUCAACGUUGGUAAAACCUUUGAAUCUGUCAGCAAUUGGCACGAGGAGUUCCUUAAGCAGGCAGAUCCGGCAGAUCCGGAGGCGUUCCCCUUCAUAUUGCUCGGGAACAAAAUAGACAUAGACGGCGGUCACAGUCGUGUGGUUUCUGAAAAAAGAGCAAAGGAAUGGUGUGCUUCCCAGGGAAACAUUCCGUACUUCGAGACCUCAGCAAAAGAAGGUUACAAUGUCGAUGAAGCAUUUUUGUGCGUCGCGCAAGCUGCGCUCGCGAGUGAACACCAACAAGACAUUUAUUUCCAGGGAAUCUCAGAAACUGUUUCCGAAGUCGAGCCAAGAGGUGGCUGUGCUUGCUGAAGUAUGCUUCCUAAAAGAUUUGCAUGGUCUUACUUCGAUUCUUUCACAAUAUUCUACACAAUUUUUUUUACAUGUUGGGGGUUGGAAAGAGGCAGGUGCCCCAAACGCAUCGAGUGGCUCGCACCAGCAUUCUUUUUUGGGGAAUAAUGUAAUUCGAUUCUCAAAAGUAGUCUCAGACUGCUUUAACCAUGAAAUUCAUUAUUCUCGAGGCAUAAAAGAAAGAUACUACAUGUA
Molecule: messenger RNA, 1262 nt
Organism: Syzygium oleosum
Lineage: Eukaryota; Viridiplantae; Streptophyta; Magnoliopsida; Myrtales; Myrtaceae
Product: ras-related protein Rab7
Exons: 8
Coding region: 408-1028 (206 amino acids)
Cellular component (GO): vacuolar membrane
Molecular function (GO): GTPase activity; GTP binding
Source: RefSeq, a predicted model, not a curated record